Molecule: messenger RNA, 681 nt
Organism: Durusdinium trenchii
Lineage: Eukaryota; Dinophyceae; Suessiales; Symbiodiniaceae
Source: the annotation of a GenBank genome assembly
GCCAGGUCCGUGAAGGAAGGUGAGGACUGGAUAUCUGGUGCCAAAGCGAAAACUCCAAAAGUAGAUUUCUACACUGGAGGAUUCGAAUGUCAGGCAGGAAGUUCUUCCAGAGAUUUUUCAGUGAGACACAAGGAUGGACCACGCGCCAGGUCAGGAAUGUCGUCCCGUACACUGGCCAAAUCUCUCGAGUACAUUCGACAUCACCGUCCGGCGUAUGUGAUACUGGAAAAUGUGGCCAACAAAGGGACAGAGAGAAUUUUAUCUCUGGAGCUUCGAAAGCUGAGCUACGUCACGCAAGGGCUCUUCAUCAAUUCAUGCAGCUUUGGGUUGCCCCAGAGCCGCACGCGGUUGUACAUGUUGGCAGUCGAUCCCUACCAGGUGGAUCUGAUUGGCUUGAUGCUGCCAGAGGACGACCCAGCAGUGCAGGCCUUCCUGUUGGCGUUGGAAUCCUCCAACCAAAAGCGGCGCAAGUCAGAGGAGGACCUUCUACAAAACAUGGACAUUGAGCUGAACAAAAUAGCAGGAAACACAAUAAGUGUUCCUGUGGUGGGCGCCAUUGGUGCGGUGCUGCUGGCGAAGACAGUCCGCAAGGAGGUCAAACGAGUACCGCGGCCACUUUGUGUGGAGAAGGUGGUUGCUGGCACUGCGCUGGUGUGGAUUGGAGAUCCUCGGGCUGUCACG